AUGGCUUACACACGUCAUUACGAAUCUAUUACCAGCGGUUUAAAUUUCGAUCGUUUUGUGGAUCGAUUUGAUGAGCCUACACUGAAUAAAAUGCGCCAGCAAUACUGGACAGCUAAGCAAUUAAUCAGGAAAAAAUUGGGAAAGAAGGAAGAUGAACAUUUGUUAGCUUCAGAUGCGGAAUUUGAUACCAAAAUAACUCUCUUUCGGUUCGUUCAAGAAACAUCAGACCAGAUGCUUUGCUAUAUCGAUGAUUAUCAACAUUAUCUAAGCGAAUUAGUGCAAAUGGAAUUUGAAUUGAGUAAAAUGUUGAAAGUGAAUGGUAGUGCAGAAACGACAGCUGCUGGCCGUGUUAUGGUCGCUGUUGCCAGAGUAUUAGCGAUAUCAGUACAUCAUAGAUUACAAAUCCGAAACCCUCUACUACGAUUCUUUGAUGAACUUCAUGUUUUCACGGAAAGAGCCAUCUUGGAUUGUGCGGAUACAGUGGAUGCUGCGGAAAAAGCUAGAACUGAAUAUAGAGGAUCAUUAUUAUGGAUGAAGAAAACAAGUAAAGAGCUUGACCCAGAUGCAGAAAAUAUUUUGGAAAAGUUUCGCACUGCACAGAAUGUUGUUAGACGAAAUAAGGAGAAACUGGAUAAUUUAAAAUUGGAUACUCUUCAAAAAGUGGAUUUAUUGGUCGCUAGUCGCUAUAAUUUGUUUUCGCAGUUAUUGGAAUCGUAUCAGAAAUUAUUAUACAACUACUAUGAGCAAACAACGCUGGCAUACGAGAAGAUUUAUGAUUUCGUGUCCAGUCGUAAACAUUAUGAAUUUGAAGUACUUGCGGAUUUGAUCGAACCUUCGAAAGACGUCGAUUAUGAGAAUGACGACCAAACGACAACUAACGAAGGGCAACCCGAUAGUCUAAUUGAACUUGAUCAAUGUGAGCAGGAAAUGGAGCAAAUAUUACAAGAUUUGGAGAGUUUGAACGGGCAUGAUUUAUUGGGCAACAGAAUUGAAAGUCCACUGGGCUUACCAAAAGAACAUCAAAAUUGUGAUAGCAUUGAACCAAUAAGUGAUAUACCAAAGCAAACAUUAGUAUUAAUUGAAGCACAUCCAAUCAAUGAAAUAUCAAGUACCACAAUUCCAGCUAUAGCUGCGCCACCAGGAUGGAAGUCAAAGAGAAAUGUUGUUCAUUGUCCAUCCGACCUUAUGGAUUUUCCAUCUUUGGAUGAUACUGCUAGUGUAAACUCAUUCGCAUCUGAUUGGUCGAAGUUAAUGGAAAAUGUAACUACACCUGAUGCAGUAAUUACUUCAUCUCCUGUUCCACCAUCUUCAUCAUCAUUAGCCCUACCAUCUCAAUUGCUGCAAUUUUCUUCAAUGGAAAGCGGUUUCCCGAACCCGUUCGCAGAUUCAGUAAAUCCAAAUUUCGAUGUUUGGAAAGGAUUUUUGGAAGAAUUUGAGACAACUAAAGUGAGUGAUAGUGGAGUGUUUAAAAAUUGUUGA
Messenger RNA from Cercopithifilaria johnstoni, 1479 nucleotides. The record is from the annotation of a GenBank genome assembly. NCBI's taxonomy places the organism in Eukaryota, Metazoa, Nematoda, Chromadorea, Rhabditida, Onchocercidae.